GAUUGGCUCUGCUGACGUCGGACGCCGCCGCGGCGCGCUCUGCAGACUCCGGGUCGCCGCUCCGCCGGGACGCGUUGGUCCGGGGCGCGCGGUUCUUGGCUGCGGCGCUCACACUCAUGAGGAGCCGGAAGCUCACAGGUGCAGUGCGGUCUUCGGCGCGCUUGAAAGCACGAAGUUGUUUGGCAGCCGGGUUGGCCUCUGCCCAGGAAGCCGCUGGUUCCACGUCUGCCAAGACAGCAUGUCUGACUUCCUCAUCCCACAAAGCCACAGACAGGCGAACGUCCAAGAAGUUCAAAUGUGACAAAGGUCAUCUUGUGAAGUCAGAAUUACAGAAGCUUGUCCCUAAGAAUGACAGCGCUUCUUUGCCAAAAGUGACACCUGAGGCCCCUUGUAAAAAUGAGUUUGCUGAAAGCAGUGCCUUGCUUCCAGGCAGCGAGGCUGGCGUUUCCGUGCAGCAGGGGGCUGCAAGUCUUCCCCUCGGUGGCUGCAGAGUUGUGAGUGACUCUUGCUUAGCAAAGACUAAAGAUGGCCUGUCCGUGCCGAAGCACAGUGCCAGGUCCGGAGCAGAAGAAUCCAGUAGCAGCUCCACUGUGCAGAAGCAGAACGACCCAGGGCUAGAGACAGAGGAUGUGCAGAAGCCACCACUUCAGAUGGACAACAGUGUCUUUCUGGAUGACGACAGCAAUCAGCCAAUGCCCGUGAGCCGGUUCUUUGGAAACGUUGAGCUCAUGCAGGACCUCCCACCUGCGUCUUCAUCAUGUCCUUCAAUGAGCAGACGAGAGUUCAGAAAAAUGCAUUUCAGAGCCAAAGAUGAUGAUGAUGAUGACGAUGAUGAUGCAGAAAUGUAGAGACCAUACAAAAUGAUGUCCGUGCCCUAUUUCAUACCAUUAACAAUUUGACAGUUUAGCACAUUACAAGAUUUAUAUAAAAUGUAUCUCCAAGAGAAUGUCUUAAUCAGACUUCAGAACUGACCCAUCAAAGUCAAUAAAGCACCAAAUGCCUGUGGAGCGUACACUCAUGGGAGCUCAGACUCAGACAGUCUUUGAGGUUGCAGAGCUGCUGUGCCGUGCCGCUGUGCCGUGCCGCUGUGCCGUGCCGCUGUGCUGUGCCAAUGUCCUUUCUUUUUUUUUUUUUUUUUUUCCUUCUUGAAGACAGAGCUUCUUUCUUGUCGCCCAGGCUGGAGUGCAAUGGCGCCAUCUCGGCUCACUGCAACCUCCACCUCCCAGGUUCAAGUGAUUCUCUUGCCUCAGCCUCCUGAGUAGCUGGGAUUACAGGCGUGCGCCACCACGCCCAGCUAGUUUUUGUAUUAUUAGUAGACACGGGGGUUUCACCAUGUGGCCAGGCUGGUCUCAAACUGCUGACCUCAGGUGAUCCGCCCGCCUCAGCCUCCCAAAGUGCUGGGAUGACAGGUGUGAGCCGCCGCGCCUGGCCAGCGUCCUUUCUUGUACACGUACAUACGUGAUGAUGGCUUGAGUCGGCUGCAGGGCAGUGGGCUCAGUGAGAGGGACUUUUGUAAAGACAGCUCUUCACUUCAGCUCAGUAGCUUUGGUCAUAGGCAAGUUUGUUUUCCAUUAUCGUAAUUUGAUCAUACUUGUGAUGAAUUCAAUGCUAGUUCUUAAAGAACUCUUAUUUCUGUGUGCGGAGCUAAUGUUUACUUUGGAAAUUUUGCAAAAUACACGUAAGAAAGAAAUAAAAUAUAUUUUGAAAAUA
Rhinopithecus roxellana (golden snub-nosed monkey) is the source of this 1710-nucleotide messenger RNA. RefSeq names its product chromosome 12 C1orf174 homolog (gene C12H1orf174). The record is from RefSeq and is a predicted model, not a curated record. NCBI's taxonomy places the organism in Eukaryota, Metazoa, Chordata, Mammalia, Primates, Cercopithecidae. Bases 117 to 848 code for a protein of 243 amino acids. The transcript is spliced from 4 exons.